AUGCGGUGGCUCGGGUUGAUAUGCAUAUUUUUCAGCGGAAUGGCUUUUGGACAGCCAUUCGCCAACCUCGAACAAACCCUCGUCCAUAUUGACAUGAAAGGCUCCGCACCCCGGCCAGGCUACCUGAAGCAACUAUUGACGAUUUUCGAGCAGCUAGGAGCUACGGGGAUCGUUUUGGAGUGGGAGGACAUGUUUCCGUAUACGGGUUCCCUCUCCAACUACAUCAAUGGAUACGCUUAUUCUCUCGCCGAGGUCGAUGAUGUCUUAUCACAUGCUCAACAGCUCGGCCUCCAAGUUGUCCCCCUCGUUCAGACCCUAGGCCACGCUGAAUGGAUACUAAAAGCCGAGGAGAAUGUCCAGAUUCGAGAGGAUCCGCAAUUUCCGAUGGUGUUCUGCAUCGGAGAUUCUCGGGCGAGGCAACUCAUCAAGGACAGCGUGCAGCAGGUCGCGAAGAUACACGCCAAGUACGGGAUGAGGUUCUUCCAUAUCGGGGCUGAUGAGGCUUAUCAGAUGGGCGAAUGCCCGCAGGACGUGGCGCUCCUAAAUACGUCUCGAUACCGUAACGACACGAAACGGCUGGUGUUUGAUCAUAUGAAGACUGUGGCAGAAAUUGUUACUACAGUACACCCCAGUGUAAAGGUGCUCGCCUGGUUCGACGAGUUCAAAACGGCCGACCCGUCGAUGCUCAAGGAGUUCGGCCUGGACGGGCUGAUCGAACCGGUCGUCUGGAAGUACACUGAUAAUUUGGACUACUACCUACCCGCCGGAAUGUGGCGGAAUUUGUCGACGGUAUUCCCGAAUGUAUGGGGGGCGAGUGCGUACAAAGGAGCGAACGGAGCCGAUAAGAUGGAUAAUGCGAUGAAGCCGUAUUUGAAGAAUAAUCAGGAAUGGUUCGUCCAAACAAUGAAGCACAGCGAGCAGUUCUCCACUUUUCGAGGCAUGAUUUUGACUGGGUGGUCGAGAUACGAUCACUUCGCUGUUCUCUGCGAGACGAUGCCGACCUCUAUGAUGUCGUUGGCUGUGAAUUUGCAGAUUAUCACAAAUUAUGUCGUAACCGAACGAGCGGCAAUGCACAUCAUGAAAACGUUAAAAUGCCCGCAGGGGACGACGCUAGAUGACGUGACGAAGAAUCAGGAUAAAUGCCACUAUCCCGGCUACCGUGUCCGCGAAGAGAUUCGAGCGUUCGAGCGUCUCGUCGUGUACUAUGAGAACGCAACGUGGAUCCAGAACCGAGAGAGAGGAUGGCUGAGGAUGGCACAACAAGUCACCGGGCAUUCUAAUCCCUAUUAUGUUGACGUCCUCGCAACUACAUACUCCAAAAUUCUGGCCUCACUGGAUACCUUAUUAGCAAAUCUAAAAAAAGCAAUGGACGAGAUCUACUACGAGGAGACGGCCCUGGAAUUCAGGAUUACGUAUAUUGACAAGUUCUAUGAGGAUAUAUCAAGGAAAUUGGAUGCUAUUAAAAAGGUGGACAGCCAAAAAGGGUGGCCGGUGAGGCCAAUCCUCGGCCGGAUCAUCGUUGAAGCCCCUCCGGUGCCGAGGAGGACCACGAUGAAGGUACCCUCCAUCCCGUCGACUACUAUUACACCACGCCCAACUACAGCAAGGCGGAGAGACACCCCUCGCCCUUCUACCACCCAACGACCACGACCAAAAGCAACGCGCAAGCCGACGACUCCAAGGCCUAAGCCCAAGCCAACUACCGUACACCCUAAAUCACUUACGAAGCCCACCAAGCCAGUGGAUUUUCCGACCCCUGGCCCUCUGGAUGAGCUGAGCGAAGAGGAGAAGAAGAUUCUCCGCGCCAUCCAGCCACAAGAGCUUAGAAAAGUC
Molecule: messenger RNA, 1833 nt
Organism: Mesorhabditis spiculigera
Lineage: Eukaryota; Metazoa; Nematoda; Chromadorea; Rhabditida; Rhabditidae
Source: the annotation of a GenBank genome assembly